AUGGCAGACCGCUGCAUCACCAGCGCGACGUCCACCGUCUACGCGACGCAGACCGUCCUCAGCCGCGUGCCCUCCGUCACCGCAACUGCCACCUACCUCACCGUCCGCCCCGUCGUAUCGCUCUCGACUUACAUUGGGACCAUCAGGGGACAGCUCACAGAGACCGUCUUCCGCUUGCGCGGCGAGGAGACUCUCACCGCAACGUCCGAGCUAGCAGGCUUUGCGACCCAAACCAUCGUUACGUCGUCGCCGCUCUCGAUCCUCUACACCACGAUAUGCCCGACCCCUUCUUCCUCCUCGACCACGUCGUCGAGCACAACCACGACGACCACGAUGCCAACUCUUUCGUCGUCUAGCACCACCUCCACAAGCUCGUCCACGACGACAACUCCCCCUCCCUCCUCGACCCGCCUCACGACCGUCACGGUUCCCUUCUCCUCCUCCUCUCUUUCCUCCUCCUCCUCAUCCGCCACCGCCCUCGCCGGCUCCCCAACCUCCUCAUCCGGCGGCACAUCGCACAUCGGCGCUAUCGUCGGCGGCGCAGUGGGCGGUGCCGCAGCCCUCAUCGCCCUCGGUCUCCUCGGAUGGUGGUUCGCCAAAAAGGGCGGCAGGCACGAGAAGGACGAGUAUGACCCGUUCGCGAGGGACGAGCACUGGGACCCUGCGCUCGGAGGAGCGGGCGCAGCAGCAGCGGCAGGCGCAGGCGCCUUGGCUGCCGGCCGCUCAAACAGGCUCUCUCGGCACGGCGCGCACCCGCGGCACAGCAAGUACGCCGAAGCAGGCGCAGGAGCCGGCGCGCUCGGGUACGCCGCGACGCACGAGCGGUCCCGUUCGCGCGACUCGAGUGGAGAAGGCGAGAAGGAUGGGUUCGCUUCCUACGCGCCUUUGCCGACUGAUGGGUCGCCGCAGCGCGUUAAGCGAAAGGUUGCGCCGGCGGCGGAACAGGACGCGUAUUAUGCCCAUGUGCCGUACUAUCAGGCGCAGGGAGCGAGGCAGGAUGACGGGAUGACGAUGGCGAGUGUUGGGACGGGCGCGGCGGGCGUGGGAGCGCUUGGCGCGGCGUCGAUGUACGAUCGCCACCAUUACGAGCAGCAGCAGGCGCCGCAGCUGCCGGAGAUCCCGGUCGAGCGCGACUCGUACGGAGGAGGAGCGAUGUCGCCCCCUCCUGGAGGAUUCGCCAACUCGCCUUCCCCGCCUCCUCCUCAGCAAGGAUACGCCAUGUCUCCCCCUCCGCAGCACAACACAGCGGGUGUCGGCGCCUACCCCUCGAUGUACGGCCAGGGUCAAGGACAAGCGUACGGCCAGCCUGGGGGAUACAUGCAGUACCCCUCUUCAACUUCUCCCCCUCCUGGCGCGCCUUCGUACCCGACUAUGUACGGCAGCGCAGCUCCUUCGUACCCGCCUCAACACGCCUCGCUCCCUUACCCCGGUGCGAUCGACUACGCUCCCGCCCCAACCCCUCAGCAGCAGCGAGACCUCGCUCCGCCCGCCUCGCUCGUACCGGGCGUCGCCCCGUCCCCUGCUCCCUCGUACCGCUCGAUCCAGCACCUCGAUGAGCCAACGCAGCAGCAGCAGCGGUCGAGUCCGUUGAGGGUCGUGAAUGAGGAUGAGGAGCAGCACGGCAGGUUUGGAGGUGAAGGGGAGGUGGAUGCGUAUGGUGGACUGGACGAGGGGUUGGCGUACCUUGCGCCGGAGAGGCGGUAG
Molecule: messenger RNA, 1704 nt
Organism: Rhodotorula toruloides NP11
Lineage: Eukaryota; Fungi; Basidiomycota; Microbotryomycetes; Sporidiobolales; Sporidiobolaceae
Exons: 3
Coding region: 1-1704 (567 amino acids)
Source: RefSeq, a predicted model, not a curated record